Messenger RNA from Pristis pectinata (smalltooth sawfish), 6472 nucleotides. Its product is annotated as transmembrane protein 184B-like. The record is from RefSeq and is a predicted model, not a curated record. Bases 254 to 1534 code for a protein of 426 amino acids. Gene Ontology annotation, biological process: transport. Lineage: Eukaryota; Metazoa; Chordata; Chondrichthyes; Rhinopristiformes; Pristidae. Gene Ontology annotation, molecular function: transporter activity. The transcript is spliced from 10 exons.
GCUGCAGCCCUUUAAUCCGGGAUCGCGGUGGCAGAGUAACGCGGGGGUUGUUGUGGUCGGAGGAGGGGGGAAUGUACCCCUCCUGUCCCCAGCAUCAGCAUCUCAACUGCUUCCAGCUUUAGCCCCUCCCUUCCUCCCCACCCAAUGUUGCAGCCCCCUCCUCUGGAACCUUUGAAGUUGUCCCUCGCUGCAACAUUUCACAGCCGGAGUGAAUGUGUUGCAUUGACCACAUCCCAGUGACAACCAUGCAAAGAUGAACAGCGGGCCGCUUGACGACAACGAGACCUCUGCAGGUGUCAGCACCUUCUCCGUGGCCAUGGUGGCUCCCAAGCUCAGCUCCGUCACCACCCUGGUCGACCCCAGCGUCUCGUGGAUGCCCGACACUCCCACGCCGGUGGAACAGCCGAUUUUCCUGAUGACUACGGCGGCCCAGGGCGUCUCCGGGUUCUUCGUGUGGACGGCACUCCUUAUAACUUGUCACCAGAUCUACAUGCACCUUCGAUGCUACAGUGUGCCCAACGAGCAGCGCCACAUUGUGCGGAUCCUCUUCAUCGUCCCCAUCUACGCCUUCGACUCCUGGCUCAGCCUCCUCUUCUUCACCAAUGACCAGUAUUACGUCUACUUCAACACUGUCCGUGACUGCUAUGAGGCCUUUGUCAUUUACAACUUCCUGAGCCUGUGCUACGAGUACCUCGGAGGCGAGAGCGCCAUCAUGUCAGAGAUUCGGGGCAAGUCCAUCGAAUCGAGCUGUAUGUACGGGACCUGCUGUCUGUGGGGAAAGACCUACUCCAUUGGAUUUCUGCGCUUCUGCAAGCAGGCGACCCUCCAGUUCUGUGUGGUGAAACCACUGAUGGCCAUCAUCACCGUGAUUCUGCAAGCUUUCGGCAAAUACAAAGACGGCGACUUCAAUGUUGCCAGUGGCUACCUCUACGUGAUGAUCGUCUACAACAUCUCCGUCAGCCUCUCGCUCUACGCACUCUUCCUCUUCUACUUCGCCACACGGGAGCUCCUCAGCCCCUACAGCCCCGUGCUCAAGUUUUUCAUGGUGAAGUCUGUCAUCUUCCUCUCCUUCUGGCAGGGAAUGCUGCUGGCCAUUCUGGAAAAGUGCGGAGCCAUCCCCAAGAUUGCCGUGGCUGAUGUCUACGUGGGCGAGGGGACCGUGGCUGCGGGCUACCAAAACUUCAUCAUCUGCAUCGAGAUGUUCUUUGCAGCCAUCGCGUUGCGCUACGCCUUCACCUCCAAGGUUUAUAGAGACAAGCGAGUGGACUCACAAGUCCUGGCGUACGGGCCCUACGGUCGCUGCGCCCCAAUGAAGAGCAUCUCUAGCAGCCUGAAGGAGACGAUGAACCCACACGACAUUGUCCAGGACGCCAUCCACAACUUCUCGCCUGCCUACCAGCAGUACACCCAACAGUCCACCCUGGACCACGGCACACCUUGGCAUAAAGGGCACAUGGUCUCCCGCACGCACAGCACCGCCAGCAUCCGCGACACGGAGAAGACCCUCCUGCUGAGCUCGGACGACGAGUUCUGAGCCUCCCCUCCUUUGGGAGGAGCAGGGGGCCGGCAGUAAGUAGCCUCUCGCCUGGCUGCCUUUCAAACCUCGGGCAGUGAAGGGCCCUUGUCGACUGUGAAGAAGACAGCUGGGGGCCGUUUUAUCUGCUCGUUAAUCUAAAGCGACCGGUCUACACAACUGAUGGAAAUUGGCUUUUAAAUUUGUUUUAACCCAUCGUUCUGUGGUCAAGCACGAGUUGCAUUUGGAUAUAAAGAGUUGGAUCUUUGUUUCCUGAAUGAAGGAUAUUAACUUGUGCUGGCCACCUUGACAUUUGUUUUAAGAGUUUAAACAUCUUAUUUUAAAUGUGUUGGGAUUGUUGUGUUCUUAGGUAGUUAAUUAACAACGAAAUGGGAAGUUGUAGCAGGGACAGGAUGUUUCGAGUCUGUCCCAUGGAGGAUGCAGGGCACGGGCCUGGGGCCGGGACACCUUGAGCCAGAGGCCAGACUGUUAUCUGGUGCUGGCAACUUGCUAUCCAUUCCAAUACAGUUGGGUUUUGGACCCCAGGCAGGAGGCUACAAGGGAAGCUUUGCCCCUUGCUUGCAUUGUGACCUUCUACCCACUUCUGAGCCCUUCUUUCUCUCCAAGGGAUUUAACUGGAAGUUUCCAAUGUUCUCUCCCUCUGCGCGGAGUGGGGAAGGACAUGGGGAGCUCUGUAGUUACUGGGACCUCAAGACUGCUUUCCAUGAGCAGUGCUGGAACUGACAACCAUCUCUCCCUGUGCCUCGCCAGUUCCUCCCCCCAACACCACGUGACUUUUCCCCACACAUGCUUGGGAUCUGGCCCGACCACAGGCUCUUGCUGCUUCAGGCAAGUCUAGGCAUGAGCAGCCAUUUUGAAAUGUUGGAGGGCAGAUCCCAAUCAAAUUUUGUUUUGUUGUAACCAUUUAUUCUUCAUUUGUUAUUUGAUGAAAAUGUAAAUGUUCUUUAUCGAGUGUUUUAUUGACUGGAUGGCAUUGACCAAGUGUAACCUGGGGCACCAUUGGUGAGCUGGGAUGGGAAUGGCUGGGUGAAAAGUGUGAAGCCAGUUUGUCUUCCUCCAUUAUCCCCAGGACCUGCCAAAGGAAUUGGAUUAAAAUGACCCUGUAUCUGAGCUUUCUUAGCAUUUUGUUUUGCAUGUUAUUUUGUAGGUGCAAUUUUCAGCCAUUACAUGGUGCCAAACCUGACCCUGCAAACUCUCCUGGACCCAGGAACCAAACCUGACCUUGUGUGAAUUGCACACUGCUUGGUGUCUUCAACCAGUAAGCUGGCAGUAGGACUGUGCACAGGCUUGCUCUACAGUAAGGCUUGGCACCUGAAGACCCAGCUCCCCCUUGCCAUAAAGCAAAUGCAGCAGAUGCUGGAAACCUGAAAUAAAUUCAGAGAAUGUUGAAUUUGUGGUGCAGCCUGACCUGAGUAUCUCCAGAAUUCUCUGUUUUUAUUUCAGCUUCCCCAUCACUUGUCCUUCUACAGUAAACCUAAAACACCACCUAGGGGUAAGCACGCGCUGUGCAGGAAAGUUGGUGUUAAGUUCAUUCCAGCAUGCUUAAGGGCCAAGACCUUGCCAAUCUAACUGUUGGUCUCUCAAUGAUCGAGCAGGGCGUUGAGAGAGGAGAUGCUAAUAAUGAUGGUCUCUUUCGUCCUGUUUUGUUAGCAGUGCAGUGAUUGGUGGCUGAAUUUGCAUCUGUUGAGGGAUUGGGUGAGUGUAUUGUAUCUCCAUGGUACCCAGUUUGGUUCUUUCUAUUUGGCUUCAGGCAACCACGUGAUGGUUGGAAACUGGGAUCUCAGUCACACGUCACUCAGUCACUCGGUCUCAAAGGCAAGUGAUAUGCAUUUUAGUUGUUGCCAGGACAACGAUAUUAAGGAACAAAUAAUUUCCCACUGUAUACUACAGAAGUAAAAUGGAUCCAAUCUUGUUGCCUCUUGACUAAAUUUUUUUGGUUUAAGUUGUCUUUUUAUUUUACACACUAACCUUGAUUUUAAUCUGUUCACUGCCAUAUGCUUUCACUGCUUGUAAAUAGUAGCGAAAUCCUCAAUGGAUUAUUUGUACCCCUGUUGUCUAGUAUUUCUUGCCCCAUAUUAAGGUGAUUCUGGCCCUUGUGAUCUGACUUUCUACCUACUUCUGGGCUAUUCUUUCUCUUCAAGGGAUUUAACUGGAAUGUUUUUUAUGCUUCUGCUUUCUCUGGGCAGAGAGUUGGGAUGCAGUGAGUUAUCAGGACACCCCAAUGGCUGCAAGCCACCAACAUCCAUUCUGUGGCAAGAGGCUCGUGGUAGUCAGAUCCCAACAGACUUCCUCUCCUUUCCAAGGAUGAGGCAAAUUUUAAAAAAAAAAUGCCCUGUGGAUGGAUCUGUCACUGAAGACUUUGAAAGUGAGCAGGAAAUUGAAUGUUGAAGAGUGACGUACAGCAGAGGAGCCCACUCCGAUUUGCACUAAGCACCUCAUUGCCUGUGAAGUGUUUUUGGGGUGCUCUGAGAGGGAUGUGAAGGAGGCUAUGGAAAUGCAGGUCUGUGGCAGCAGCUUGCUUGCCCCACAGUGCUUGGCUGACCAGUUUGGAUUUGAGUUACUGAAUCGUUAACCAGGGAAGGUGACUUAUCAACCAGCAUCGCCCUCUACUGGUGUUCUGCACAUCAUAACACUGGUGUAUUUUUGUACCAGACCCCCUUUUUUUAGUCUGACCCGAUGAUGAAAUGUGGCGAGAAUUCCUGCUGCUUUUCCCUUGCCUGUUGGGAAUGAGUUGGAGUACGGGACCAGAUUCCAUGUGCACGCCCCCAGGAGAAGGAUCAGGCAGCCUCGGUGCUCUGCUGGCCAUUCCCGGCUCACGUGGCACCCUCUACCCAUUGCUCCCAGGGUAUGUUCUCACCCAAUAAGACUGUGUCCUUGAUCACCCUGUUCAUAAGCCAAAGGAGUUGCAACCCUUCCUGCCUCAACGCCAGCCGGUAUCCAAAAUUGGUUUCGCAUAGACUUCCUUUCCCCCUUCACUGAAGCCAGAUAUCUCAUCUGUGUUGUAGUUUGGCCUGACCUCGUUCUCCACGUUCCAAUAUAGCCACCACAGAGAUGAAGAUUCUAUUCCUUUACAAGUUUGGAUCCUGUCAUCUUGUACCUUUUGAAAUUAAAUAUAACUUGGCUAUUAUUUUGCAAGCAGGAAAGAUGGGAUUGGUUUGUAUGUUUUUGUUUGAGAAAUUGUGAAUGUUUCAUUGCUUUCUUGCCCUGUUCAUUAUUUUCUUGGACUUGGGAGUGGUUUGGUUGACCCUUGUGUCAAAAGCUUGCAUGGGACAGUGAUCUAGGAAUGUACUUGCCCCAUUGAGGGGCAAUGUUCAAGGCCUGUGUCAUCCUGAUCCUUCAAUAGUCAACCAGAGAAGUAAACCUCUCUUUUUACAACACAAGGAGGCCAUUUGGCCUAAUGGGCCCAUGCUAGGUCAUAGGAGAGCAAUCCCAUCAGUUCCAUUUACCCUUCUGAUUUCCAUGUCCUGCUGCAACAGGUUCUCUUUAACAGAUGCCCAAUAAUUUCCCCUUUGAUUCACCUUUCCACUUACCCUGGGGGGUAACUUACACUAGCCAGUCGAUCACUAACCCAACCUAAUCGAUUUUUGGGCAAGGUGGACUUCACCCUGGGGCUCUACUGAAACGUCCUUCUCAAAGGCAAGUGAUAUGCAUUUUAGUUGUUGCUAGGGCAAUGAUAUUCAGGAACAAAUAAUCUCCCGCUGUCAACUACAGAAGUAAAAUGGAUCCAAUCUUGUUGCCUCUUGACUAAAUUUUGUUGGUUUGAGGUGCUUUUUUUUUUAAAACACUAAGCUUGAUUUUAAUUUGUUCACUGCCAUAUGCUCUCACUGCUCUUAAAGGAGUAGCUAAAUCCUCAAUGGAUUAUUUGUACCCCUGUUGUCUAGUAUUUGUUGCCCCAUAUUGAGGCCAUGCUUGAUCCAAAUGCUGGCAGAGUUGUCUAGUUUAAGUGUGGUCUACACCCACCAGGGCAAGCUACUGAGCCCAAUCGUUCAAUGAAUCUGAGGGUCCAUAGGCUUUAUCUAUCCUCAGCCCAUUAUUUCCCCACAUGUCCACCCUGAAUAUGGAUCUCCAACAGUCUGCCUGCCAUCAAAAUAUCCUCAGACAAUGAAUCAUUUGUGCUCAGUUAGUGAGUUGAGUUUUCCACAGAUAAUUUUCCUGCAAAUGCUAGUGUUUUUUGUUAAACAAGUUUUUCUCUCCUGAUUUGCUUCACAGGGAGUAUCUUCCUGAUCCAUGUUCCAAUAUGGAAAAGUAAUGUUCCCUUCAGCCUUCCUGGAUUUCACCUGUUCUGACUUAAGGCAAUUGCUUGAGGAAAAAUACUGGCUAUUGGCACCUUUGUCUAUAACAAUGUUCCUGUGCAGGUUUGAGGAUGAGGUACCUUUUUAAAUAGAAAGUCAGUCAACCUCUUGCCCCAUUCUUUAGAUGUAAAUGACGAAUUGUCCUUUCCCUUCGAUUCCGCUGUGUGCAUUGGGAUGUGGCUUUGCACAAGUGAGGAGGUUGGUUGCUUUUCGGCCAAAUGAUAGCUGCUGUCCUCCUCUCACGAGUGUACUUUGGAGUAACUGCGUUUUGAGGGUAAAUUUUUUUUUUUUUUGUUUUGUAUAUUUGAAGAGUCAAACUGUGCAGCUCCUACCUCUGGUUUCGACUGGGGACCCUGUGGGUAACCGGCCCUUUCCGAAUUUUUCUGCAGGGUCCCAAAGAUAGCCCGGAGGCUGGUGUCUGCGGACUGAUGGGGACGGGAUGGAGGAGGGAUGACGAUGUAUUUAUGGGAUUGUGGUGUGAUAUUGUACAUAAUAUAUAUAUUGAAAUGUAUGAUAUAAAGAUGACAGAAACACCUAGUUUUGUAUCUUUAGCCGUCAUUUGUGUAUAAGCUCAAGGAAACUGCUUCUAUUUUGGUUCUUGUGACGUUUCUCCUCUACAGAAGUUAAUAAAAGAUCUUAUACUGAU